Micromonas commoda is the source of this 762-nucleotide messenger RNA. RefSeq lists its product as hypothetical. NCBI's taxonomy places the organism in Eukaryota, Viridiplantae, Chlorophyta, Mamiellophyceae, Mamiellales, Mamiellaceae. The transcript has 3 exons. Bases 1 to 762 code for a protein of 253 amino acids. The record is from RefSeq and is a predicted model, not a curated record.
AUGAGCGUCGUCACCGUCGCCGCGAUGUGCGUUCCGACUAAGCGGAUCUGCCCUCGCGCGGGCCGCCGGGCGUCCAAGGGUGCCCGGCGGGUCUUGUCCGUCAGAGCCGCAGGCGAAAAUCCCUCCUCCCCUGAGGAGGAGGAGGACCUUCCAAAGCCCAUCAAGCUCACCCCCGAGCAGGCCAAGGUCGCCGCGUUGGCGUUCGAACUCCUGUACGAGAAGGAUCCCGUCGAGGAACUAGAGAGUAUGCUCGUCGACAGGGAGCGGCCGGAGCUUCGUGCGAAACUGCAGCGAGCCAUCGAAGCUGCGAACGAGGCGUGCAAGCUCGGCGCCACCAUCGAGUGUGCGGCGGCCUGGGAGGAGGUUGACGGUCUCGAGGAUGCCGCGAUGAGGGCGGGCAUGAGCCAGAACGCGCCGUCUGCCAUGGCUCCCAAGCCCCCCGCCAAAACCUCCACGCCAGAUGCCCAAACAUCCAAGAAGAAGGAGGACACUCGCAUGUCCAACCCCGCGACGAGGGCAGGGACCGACCCCCUCGCCGGCAUGAACCCGUGCGGCGCGGGAGAGUGCGAGGUGCCCCAGGGCACGCUUCAGGCGAGGAUGGAUUUCGAACGCCAGAUGGACAGCGGCGAGGACGACGCGGAGGACGACGAGGCGCUCACAGUUCAGAUCAGGGACGCAGUUGACGUUGCCAUAUCCCUGUGCGAGCAGGGUGCCAGCGCGGGGGAGUGCGCUGUGGCGUGGGACGUGGAAGCGCGACGAUAA